Molecule: messenger RNA, 807 nt
Organism: Phytophthora sojae
Lineage: Eukaryota; Oomycota; Peronosporomycetes; Peronosporales; Peronosporaceae
Exons: 1
Coding region: 79-675 (198 amino acids)
Biological process (GO): mitochondrial respiratory chain complex IV assembly
Cellular component (GO): mitochondrial inner membrane
Source: RefSeq, a predicted model, not a curated record
AAGAGCUCAAGCCUGCACGUGUGCGUGUGUGUACAUCCAUCCACCCCCCUUAGACUCCAUACCCCCAUCAACAUCACCAUGAGCGCCAUCGACGCCAGCCCCGAGCACUCGUCCUGGAAGACGGAGAAUCCCAACAAGGCGCGCGACGCCAUCUCGUGGCACGCCUACACGAGCGGCAUGAAGAUGGGCGCCGUGGCCACGGCCAUCGCGGGCGCCGCCGUGUUCACGGCCAACGCGCGCUGGCCGGCCUUCCGCAACCGCCUCAACACGAGCGGCAAGACGGCGCUGGUCAUCUCGCCCGGCCUGGGCGCCUUCACGCUCGAGGCCGAGACGCGCCUCAUGCACGGCGCGCGCAACCCGGAGAUGUACAUGGCCAGCAUGGACGGCACGUACGUGGAGCCGAAGCAGGAGGCGUCCAAGCUCAAGUUCUGGCAGAAGAGCGCCAACUUCCUGUACGACCACCCGUACCGCGCGCUCGUGACGGUCGGCGCCCCCAUCGUGGGCGGCAUCUACGCGUACCAGCACAUGAACAAGGGCAUCUCGGCCUCGCAGCAGAUCAUGCACACGCGUAUCUACGGCCAGGCGUCCGUGGUCGUGCUGCUGCUGAGCUCCAUGGCGUUCCACGACUACAUGGCCAAGCGCGGCAAGUUCACGGUCGAGGACAACGAGGAGUAAGGCGGCCCCGACGGCAAAGGCUAGCAUUGCACUCUCCUCCCCACCUGUCUUGAAGUCCAAGGCUCCAAGUUGCAGGAAGCGUAGCCGCUGGCGACCUGACAGAAAUACAGCAACACAUUUUUAUUAGUAUCC